GAGGCGCUAGGAAGGAGGCUUUGGCCGAGGGGCGACGCGAACAACGUCUGGCGGCAUGAGCGCGGUGGCGCUCUUACGUGGGGCGGCGGCGGCGCGUGCCUGCCGGGCCAUGGUGGCCUCGGCUGUGAGCCGGCGCCUGCUCCGCACUAGUCCGCCGAGUCGAGCUUUCGCCAAGGAGCUCUUCCUGGGCAAAAUCGAGAAGAAAGAAGUUUUCCCGUUUCCGGAAGUUAGCCAAGAUGAACUUAAUGAAAUCAAUCAGUUUGUGGGACCUGUAGAAAAAUUCUUCACUGAAGAGGUGGACUCGCAAAGAAUUGACCGCGAGGGAAAAAUCCCAGAAGAAACGCUAGAGAAGCUGAAGAGCCUGGGGCUUUUUGGGAUGCAAGUCCCAGAAGAAUAUGGUGGCCUGGGCCUCUCCAACACCAUGUAUGCACGUCUGGGAGAAAUCGUCAGCCUUGACGGUUCGAUUGCUGUGACCCUAGCAGCACACCAGGCAAUUGGCCUCAAGGGGAUCAUCCUGGCUGGCAGCAAGGAACAGAAAGCCAAAUACCUGCCCAGGUUGGCGUCUGGAGAGCACAUCGCCGCCUUCUGUCUGACAGAGCCGUCCAGUGGGAGUGAUGCAGCCUCCAUCCAGACCAGGGCCACGCUGAGCGAGGACAAGAAGUGCUACAUCCUCAACGGCUCCAAGGUCUGGAUCACCAAUGGAGGCCUGGCCAAUAUUUUUACCGUGUUUGCCAAGACACCAGUUGUUGAUUCUGACGGCUCCAUAAAAGACAAAAUCACAGCAUUCAUAGUGGAGAGAGAUUUUGGUGGAGUCACUAACGGGAAACCUGAGGACAAGUUAGGCAUACGUGGCUCCAACACUUGUGAGGUCCAUUUUGAAAACACCAGGGUGCCAGUCGAGAAUGUCCUUGGAGAAGUUGGAGGUGGGUUUAAGGUGGCCAUGAACAUCCUCAACAGUGGCCGGUUCAGCAUGGGCAGUGCUGUGGCUGGGAUGCUCAAGAAGUUGAUCGAAAUGACUGCUGAACACGCCUGCACAAGGAAGCAGUUCAACAAGAACCUCAGCGAAUUUGGAUUGAUUCAGGAAAAGUUUGCCCUGAUGGCUCAGAAGGCUUACGUCAUGGAAAGUAUGGCCUACCUCACCGCAGGGAUGCUGGACCAGCCGGGGCUCCCCGACUGCUCUGUCGAGGCUGCCAUGGUGAAGGUGUUCAGCUCGGAGGGCGCAUGGCAGUGCGUGAGCGAGGCGCUGCAGAUCCUCGGGGGCUCGGGCUACGUGCGGGACUACCCCUAUGAGCGCAUGCUGCGUGACUCCCGCAUCCUGCUCAUCUUCGAGGGGACCAACGAGAUUCUCCGGAUGUACAUCGCCCUGACUGGCCUGCAGCACGCUGGCCGCAUCCUCACCGCAAGGAUCAAUGAGCUUAAGCGUGGCAACGUGAACACAGUCAUUGAGACCAUCGGCCAGAAGCUUCGAGACUCCAUGGGCCGAACCGUGGACCUGGGGCUGACGGGGAAGCUGGGGCCCGUGCACCCCAGUGUUGCAGAUGGUGCCAGCAAGCUCGAGGAGAACGUGUAUUACUUUGGCCGCACCGUGGAGACACUGCUACUCCGCUUUGGCAAGACCAUCAUUGAGGAGCAGAUGGUCCUGAAGCGGGUCGCCAACAUCCUCAUCAACCUGUAUGCCAUGACGGCCGUGCUAUCUCGGGCCAGCCGCUCCAUCCGGGUGGGGCUCCCAAACCACGACCACGAGGUUCUGCUGGCCAGCAUCUUCUGUGCGGAAGCGUAUUACCAGAACCUCUUCACCCUGUCCCAGCUGGACAAGUAUUCUCCAGAAAAUCUAGAUGAACAGAUUAAGAAAGUGUCCCAGCAAGUCCUGGAGAAGCGAGCCUACAUCUGUGCCCACCCUCUGGAAAGGACAUCCUGAAGCCAAGGGACUGUGCUCCCAGCGGCCCCCAGGCCCUGGCCUGUCGCUGGUCAACAAGGAGGACUUGGGGGUUUCUACAAGUGGAACCACUUCUUCCUAGUCUAUACAAGAAUGUUCUCCUGGCCUGAGGGCACCUCACUAGGGCUGUGCCCGGCAGGCCCGCUGCUGACCUGAUCCCAGGUGCUGACAAAACGGGGAGAGGGAAGGCAGCUGGUGACACCUGGGAUUCGAGGGGCUUCUGCUCGUGUAGGAGAUGUUGCUGCCUCUGGGGGUCCGUGCAUCCUGUUGGCUUGUAUGUGGAGCAAAUACACUGCACACGUGUACUGGGAACUAACAAAAAUUAGAAAAUGCAGUUUGUGUUUACCCUU
Molecule: messenger RNA, 2286 nt
Organism: Suricata suricatta (meerkat)
Lineage: Eukaryota; Metazoa; Chordata; Mammalia; Carnivora; Herpestidae
Gene: ACAD9
Product: acyl-CoA dehydrogenase family member 9
Exons: 18
Coding region: 56-1918 (620 amino acids)
Molecular function (GO): acyl-CoA dehydrogenase activity; flavin adenine dinucleotide binding
Source: RefSeq, a predicted model, not a curated record